AUGGUGGAAAGCGAAUUGGAAUCUUUCAGCGCGGUUAAAAGAGCUCAAAAUAGGAAAAAGGAAGGUGGAAUUAAAAGGAAAAAAACAUGAAAAUGUGAAGCUGAAGGAAGAUGUGCCUGGGCUGAUUUUACCUCGAGAAAAACCAGAAGAAUGCACCCUGAAACAGCUUCAGAGAUCGCUGGAUAGAUCUUGCCUUUGGUAUUCUAUAAAAUGCCAGACUACGGGAGUUUCUGAAGUUAUUUGUGCACAAAGGCACACAACAACUUGCAUCGGCUCAGCAUAAUUAAAGGAAGCUUCUCGAAAUGUACCCCCAAACAAUCCCAUAAAUGCGCGCGCCCUUAGUUUUGGUCCCAGGCUAUCACUCUUUUGCGAAGUGAGCUAUUGUCAUUAAAUGACGAUGUUUGUAAAUAAAGCUACUUGCCUUACUGUUUAUUUAAAAACCAAGACUUCACAGAAAGAGCAACUCUAUUGUCCCAUGGAGGCGUUAACAAUCGCCACAAACGUAACAUAGCAUCAAACACCAAUCAAACGAUCAGCCCUGAAGAACUGAAGAGGAAUGUGGCUACAUAUGGCUGUCUCCUUAUUCAGUGCUCAAGAAACAUCAAGCGUGGCCUCCCAGGAAAACAAGGUCCUCCCGGGCCUACGGGAACUAGUGGAACUCCCGGCCUCCAGGGGCCUCCUGGUCCUCCCGGGCCUCAGGGCUCCCAGGGGCUUAAAGGUGACAGAGGUGCUCAGGGACCUUCCGGACCUAAAGGCGACCAAGGACCUCAAGGACCCAAGGGUGCUCAUGGUAGGUAA
Molecule: messenger RNA, 798 nt
Organism: Porites evermanni
Lineage: Eukaryota; Metazoa; Cnidaria; Anthozoa; Scleractinia; Poritidae
Source: the annotation of a GenBank genome assembly